Molecule: messenger RNA, 1483 nt
Organism: Bombus impatiens (common eastern bumble bee)
Lineage: Eukaryota; Metazoa; Arthropoda; Insecta; Hymenoptera; Apidae
Exons: 5
Coding region: 379-1158 (259 amino acids)
Source: RefSeq, a predicted model, not a curated record
AAAGUACGGAGUUACGUUAAAUCUACUAUAUCCGAUAUUCAGAAAAUCUAAUUUGGGACUUUAUUUUCAGUGAACAUUAAAAACACAUCGAUCGAUUCAAACUAUUCACAGUAGAACGACACUGUGCAUUCUCGUUCGACUCCAAUUAUCUAUAUGUGGUGACAAUUUAUACUGCACUGUAAAAUGAUCUUUCCGACUUCUUGAAAUUUGUUUAUUUCGUUGGCAUUUGAAUUUUGUUUGUACCUGAUUGACCAAUCAAGUACGCUUUUUUUGAUAUGGAUGAAGUUUAGCGCGUAAUCAUAUUAAUCACCGGUAUGGUAAAGAAUAUAAUUGCAAAUUUAAUAAUUUGUAUUUUUUGAUUUUAUAAAGAAAGUCUCGAUGAAACUUUUAGAAGAAUAUCAAGAACUUAUUGAACGUGAUUCGGUUGAAAUUUCUUGUUUAUGGAAAUAUUUACAAAUGUUUUUGUACUUACUGUGCGCGAUUAGCGGAUAUGCAUCUAGCGUUUUGUUCUACACAUUAUGGGAACAAAUUUUCGGAGGUAAUUGCCCAUUGUGGGCAAAAGCUAUUCUGUUGAAAGAAGAUAUAGAAUUAGAUGAUAUUCAUGGUGUAUGUAAAAUUAAUUCAGACUGGUGGAAGUAUAUUUAUAUUGAUUAUCAGUAUGAAAAUAUAUGCGUUGUGUAUUUAAUAACAAGCUUCUCAUCUUGUAUAUUUGGAAUCGUUUGGUUUACUCUAUUCCUUAUGUGUGGGAAAGGAGGAUAUGAUGUAACAAUAUAUCCAGGUCCAUGGAGAAUUGUAUUUCCUGCAAUAUACUUUAAUCUUGUAUUUACAAUUAUAUGCAUAUAUACACAUUAUAAUUUACAACAAGGAUAUAAAACAUUAAGCAAAAAUAUAAAAAAUAUCUCUUCUGAAAUAUAUAAUAUGUGCCAAAUAGUUGUGGAUGUAAGUGAUUGUGAAAUCAUAAGGAUACACAUGAAUAUAUAUAACUUUUACACACAUAAUCUUGAUUAUAUGUGUAAUAUAAUCUUAUAUCUUCAGGUCCCUUCAGUUGUAAUGAUGUGCAGUUGGAUAGGAGGGCUGGUAAUAUUAAUUUCCAGACUAAUUAUGAUCAAUGACUUUAGAAUUUUAAGGAUUAAAAUCUAUGAAUUAAAGGAAGAAUAAUUCUCAAUGUUUAUUAUACAUAUAAAAAAAAGUUUAUUCUCUGUGCAAACUUUACAUUUUUCUGUAAAUUUAUACUAUGUAAAACAGUAAAACAGUAAAAAUAAAUGUAAUUAUUUAAUGGUUAUACAACAUUUUAUUUAUAAUCAAUAUAUCUUCAAUGUAUAAAUCAAUAUAUAUUCUACACGAUUAACAGUUUGUUAUAAAAGGUUUCUAGGAAAUAAUCUAUAUAAUACUUGAAGUUAUCUGCAUAUUCUAAAUAUCAUAAUUAACAUAUUUAAUAGAAUCCAUUUUUUCAAUGUCUUAGAAAUUAAUCUAAUGCUCCAUA